AUGGACGGAAUCAGGAGCUACUUGGCGGAGAGGAGAGUCCGUUGGCCCUGGACGGGGAAGGAAGACGCGCCCAAUGAGUCCAGCCCGCUGAUACCAAAGGGAGACGGGGGACCCAACGGAACCGCCGAGCUCCACCAAGCGGGCACGGGCGACGAACGAGAAGGCGGAUUCAAAGAGCUCCGCCCCCGCCGUGGCUCUUCCUUGAUCGACUACUUCCUCAAGUACCUCCUGGUUCUGAGCAACCUGACCUUCUCGGUCCUGGGCCUGCUCCUCCUGGCCUUGGGGCUGUGGGGCCUCAUCAGCAAGGAGUCCUUCGCCCAGGAGAAACUCGGAAGCAUCGGCACCGACCCGAUGUUGCUGCUGGUGACUCUGGGCCUCGUGCUCGCCGCGCUCUGCCUGACGGGCUGCGUGGGCGCCUUGCGGGAAAACUCCUUCCUGCUGAAGCUGUUCUCCGGGAUGCUGCUGGCGCUGAUCGCGGCCCAGGUUUUGGCCGCCGUGCUGGUGUACACGUCGCAAGGAGAGAUCGAAAACGUGCUGCGCUCGGGCAUGUUGGCCGCCAUGGCUCGCUACCGGGACGACCUGGAUCUGAGAUUCAUCGUCGAUGAGAUCCAGUCUAAUCUGCAGUGCUGUGGGGCGGAUUCUUACCGGGAUUGGGAGAUGAACGUAUACUACAACUGCUCUUCUCCAGGAGUUCUGGCCUGCGGGGUUCCGGCCACGUGUUGCGUGGACCCGCUGGACAACAGCACCGUGUGGAACUCUCAGUGCGGCCUGGGCGCCCAAGCGCUGGACCAGUUCAGCGCCCAGAGCGUGAUCUUCCUCGGAGGCUGCCUGGGGAACAUCCGGCGGUGGCUGGAGCAGCGCGAGGGCUCCAUCGGGACCGUGGCGCUGGUCCUGCUGGGAGUCCAGAUCCUGACUCUGGUUGUCACCACGCGACUCCAGCAGAGGAUCCGCGGCCAUAAAGUACACGAGUGA
Syngnathoides biaculeatus (alligator pipefish) is the source of this 972-nucleotide messenger RNA. It is a transcript of the gene tspan10, whose product is annotated as tetraspanin 10. The coding region runs from base 1 to 972 and encodes 323 amino acids. Gene Ontology annotation, cellular component: membrane. NCBI's taxonomy places the organism in Eukaryota, Metazoa, Chordata, Actinopteri, Syngnathiformes, Syngnathidae. The record is from RefSeq and is a predicted model, not a curated record. The transcript is spliced from 3 exons.